Molecule: messenger RNA, 1902 nt
Organism: Xenia sp. Carnegie-2017
Lineage: Eukaryota; Metazoa; Cnidaria; Anthozoa; Malacalcyonacea; Xeniidae
Product: dnaJ homolog subfamily C member 7-like
Exons: 15
Coding region: 14-1582 (522 amino acids)
Molecular function (GO): protein binding
Source: RefSeq, a predicted model, not a curated record
UGUCAGGAACAAAAUGGCGGCGAAUCAUGCUUCAGAAGAAGAAAUGGAAAUAGACCCCGAGAAUUCCAAUGUCGACACUUCGUCUUGCAACAAUGUGGAAAAAGAUGAAUGCUGUCUGACAGAGGAAAAGAUUGACAAUAAACAGCUUGCUGAAACAAAGAAAGAUGCUGGAAAUAAAGCUUACUCUGCAAAAGAUUACAAAUUGGCCGUCAAACUUUACACGGAAGCAAUUGAGUUAGACAACUGUUGUGCACCAUAUUAUGGAAAUCGAUCUGCAGCUUAUCUCAUGAUGAAGGAUUACUAUCACGCCUUGGAUGAUGCUAAAAUUGCCUUAAAAUUGGAUGAGAAUUAUAUAAAGGCAUAUUUUCGGAUAGCACGUUGUAAUCUUGCUCAAGGCUCUACAGAAUCAGCAGAGAGAGCAUUGGCCAAGGCAAAGGAAAUUGACCCAAACAGUAAAACAUUGCAGGAUGAAUAUUUGCGUGUUCAUCAAAUACAGCAAUUUGAGGCAUCUUCUUUUGAGGCACAUGAUAAAGAAGAUUACCGCAAGGUGAUAUUUUGCACAAGACGAUUGAUAGAACUCUCACCAGAUUGUAAUUUGUACAAAAUAAUGAGAGCAGAAGCUCUUGCUUUGAUGAAGAAAUACAGUGAAGCUGAAGUUGAAGCUAAUUCUGUAUUACGAGAAAACAAUCGAAACGCAGAUGCUCUAUAUGUCAGAGGGUUGUGCUUAUAUUAUCAGGACAAUGAGGAACAAGCAUUUAAGUGUUUCACAAAUGUGUUAAAAAUUGACCCAGACCACAAAAAGGCAAAAGCUAUACGAAAAAAAGCCAAGUUGCUUCAGGCCACAAAAGACAAUGGGAACAAUGCUUACAAAAGAGGAAAUUUUGAAGAAGCAUACAGCAUAUACACCAAUGCAUUAACCAUUGAUCCCAACAAUGUUUCAACUAGUGCAAAAUUAUAUUACAACCGAGCAGUUGUUGCAUCAAAGUUAAAUAAAAUGACAGAGGCCAUCGACGAUUGUACAGAAGCGAUAAAACUUGACGGAAGCUAUUUAAAAGCAUACAUGAAGCGUGCCAAAUGUUACAUGGAAUCCGAGAAUUAUGAAGAGGCUGUACGAGAUUAUGAAAAAGUUUGUAAAAUGAAUGGUUGUCGAGAAAAUAGAAGUCUACUUCAGGAUGCCAAACUGCAACUGAAAAAGAGCAAACGAAAAGAUUAUUAUAAAAUCUUAUCGCUUCCAAAGGAUUGUUCCGAUGCUGAUAUUAAGAAGGCAUACAGACGAGAAGCUUUAAAGCAUCAUCCAGAUCGUCACUCUGGUGCAACAGACCAAGUGAAAAAACAAGAAGAAAUGCUUUUUAAAGAGGUAAACGAAGCAUACGGUGUGCUAUCGGAUCCUCAAAAAAAAGGGAGAUAUGAUCGAGGAGAGGAUAUUGACGACAAUGGAUUCACAACGUCAGAUUUCGAUCCAAAUACGAUAUUUCAAGCAGUCUUCGGUGGCGGUGGUUUCCCCUCAGGCUUUGGUGGUGGUUUCCCCUCAGGCUUUGGUGGUGGACAUCACGGUCACGAAUUUCAUUUUACGUUUGGUUGAAGUUCUACCAUUUUAUACGUUAGCAAUUUUAAGAAGCCUGUGAUUUCUAUGCUCUAUAACGACUCUUGAAAAAAAUGUGUAAAUUCUUCGCUCAUCAUGUUUCCAGUCAGUCCUAGCUUUUCUAACAUAAAUGAACUUCACCAGCAUGCUACUUAUGAUAUUACACUGUAUUCAUCUCUUAAAGCACUUGUCACUACACCAAUAUCAUAAAUUAUGUUAGAGUUCGUUGUUAGAGUUGUCACAGGUAUAAAUGCUGCGACAUUGGCUUAAAAAUGUUUGAUAUGAAGACAAUGUACAAUUUAAAUUUAUUUUGAUUUCGA